UCCGCCGGCCGCUCGUCUACAAGGGCAGUGAAUACAAUAGCAGACUCCGCUGUGCCGAAAGGGUUCCUAAAGUAUUGGGCCCGACGUAUAGGCGAAGAAGUUGCACAGCUCCCCGACAGCGACGAAUUUGAAUCCGUAUAUGCGAAGAGAGAAAAAGUUUUGUUCCCCUUUCGGUCUACAACAACGGAAUGGACGGCGAAUACCGCAGGAGGGAUGGUUGUCCUUUUAAUGCCGUGGGGACCUCUUAUGAUGCUGCUUGGCUUCAUUCUGGGCUACUUCCUUGGCCUUGGGUUGGCAAUGGCCAACGACGUGUGCCGCUUACGAAAGAAUACCUCCGCAGCUGCGCAACAGAAGCGAAAGAUAGACAAUUUGAUGCGGUGGGCAGGGUACCACUUUGCCAGCAGCAACGCGCAGCUACAGCUAGUCUUCAAGGUCAUAAUGGAAUACGAGGUCUUAGCUCGCCUGGGAGACAUAUCAAGAACUGCUCGGUCACAGCUGCGUCUACUCUACGACUUUUUAUGCCGAGGUGACGUUGGGCAUUGCCUUUGGCUGUAUCUCGACUACUUUGAGGCUCAGUACAAGAAUAUGACGCAGGGCGAGAUUUCAAUGUGUGCUCUCACCUGUUUGGUCUGCACGCAAUGCGCUGCCACCCGAAGGCCGAGAACCAAGCCCCCCGUAGUUGAGCGCAUGGCAAACAUGAUGAACCAUCCCAACAUUAGACAAGUCUUCCAAAAGGCGAAAGCGCCAAACCCUAGACAAGCAAGAAAUGAUGAACGGACGGAGAGGUGCCUCUUCUACGCGGACAAUAGUCAGGAAGUGCAGGCGUUUGUGAUGAGGGGUCGCUACCUCUUUGAAUCUCUUCACAAAGACUGUACAGCUGGGAGGAAUUUGCUGAAUUCCGGCAGCGAUUCAUUUACAGACGCGUUUUCAGAGAGCAUGGAGUCAGAUGCAUCAAAAGAACCCCUGGUCAAAGAAGAUGUAACUCAAAGUGCACUUCGUGGGGAGCUGCGGCCUCUGGAGAACUUCAAUGUGGCGUUUACCUACGGAGUAUCGAUUGAACGUGUAGUGCCUUGUAGCAUUGAAGGCACGAACUCCUCAGUAGUACUUCCGCCGACGAAACAUCUCGUGACCACUAAUGGUGCAUCACCAACAAAGCAGCAGGGCCAAGGGAACUCUUCGAGUGGAACUGCAGUCAAGGAAACCCCGGUAACAUCGAGUCAGCAGCGAGAUCACACUAAUGCAACAAGUGGUCAGUCAAUACUGCGCAUCACGCAUGUGAAAUCGUAUUUUUAUAUAUGGCCAGCUCCUUAUGAGUGCAAUGUCGAGCUCACUUAUCAUUUAACAGCGAAAGUUGGGAUGCCAUCGGCUCCAUUAUGUGCUUGCGGUAAUAAUAUGGUUGCCUCAGCACGUUUGUUCAAGAACUACGAAGAUUUGAUCAAUUUUGACACCACACUAAAGCAUCAGACUCCUAUUGCUCCCUACGAAUUCCAAUUCCUCGAUGAGCGCGAGCAACACGACCCUGCAGAUACUUCGUGGGAACAAACGGUUAACCAGCCUUCGAUUCAGGUUUACAAGUACAUCUCUCCCAAUUCCCCCGUGGUAAUCGUCAAGGCAUACGCGAAUUUCGAAGGAAUUCCUCUGGCUGUUCUCAGACACAACAUCCAGGAAGUCAGCUGCCGCCUCCUUUGGGAUACCACGUUCGCAGACUAUCGCAUCAUAGAACAUGAUAUAGACGGCUGCGAGAUUAUAUACUGCGUUAUGAAAGCCCCAUUUCCAGUUGCCAACCGUGAUUUCCUCCAGUGGAGGCGAACGCUUAGUUGCCCACAAGAAGGAUUUGUUAAAAUGAUGAUGAGGUCGGCCGACCAUCCGUCCGUCCCAGAGCGGCCAGGGUGUGUGCGUGCAGAAACCCUGAUGUCAGGAUACCUCAUGCGGCAGUGCCAGAAUGACCCGAACUCCUCCACAUUGUUUCUUGUAGCGCAGACCGAUGUUAAGGGUCUGAUUCCUAAGUGGCUUAUAAAUUCUACAGCAGCCCGCGCGCCUGUAGGAUGGGUCGAGAAUCUUAGGCGAGCUUGCUUGAAGUGCAUGGAAGACCGUAACCCCCGUUCUCUGCAGUGGUGA
Cyclospora cayetanensis is the source of this 2118-nucleotide messenger RNA. RefSeq lists its product as uncharacterized. NCBI's taxonomy places the organism in Eukaryota, Apicomplexa, Conoidasida, Eucoccidiorida, Eimeriidae. The record is from RefSeq and is a predicted model, not a curated record. Bases 214 to 2118 code for a protein of 634 amino acids. The transcript is spliced from 17 exons. Gene Ontology annotation, molecular function: lipid binding.